CCAAGCCAGCCAAUCACCCCAUCGCCCAAUCGCUCACCAGAGCCAAUCGGCAUCGAGCAAAGACCACCCCUCCCUCCUCCCCUGGCAGUAUAUAAGCCCAGCACCUGCUUGGUAUUCCAUCAUCCCAGCUCUUCAGAAGCAGUCUCCAGCUUCCACAGCAUUCUGCAGCCAUGAAGUUUUCCAUUGUAGCUGUUCUGGCCUUUGCCAUGGUAGUCCUGCACGGCAGUGAGACGGACGCCGCGGUGGUGAAGAGAGAGGUCCCCACUGACCUGGAAUCCCUCAGCAAGUAUUUCAAGGAGCUCUCCACUCUGUUCACCAGCACCACUCAGGACCUGGUGCAGAAACUGCAAGCCCAGGAACUGAACGCCAAGGCCCAGGCCUACCUGGAAGACGGCCGAGCCCAGCUGAAGCCCCUCGCCGACAGCGUCCAGGCUCAGCUGCAGCCCCUGACCGACAGCGUCCAGGCCCAGCUGAAGCCCCUGGCUGACAGCAUGCAGGUCCAACUCCUGGAGAUCUGGAACAAAGUCCUGGACUCUGCCAAGGCUCUGCCCGCCUCCUCCAAGUAAUAACCCCCCCCUCCCCACACACACAGCCGCCGUCCCCUGAGGAAGCCACUACCUCCGAGUCUGCUUUUAAUAAGAAAUCGUCUUUACCUGUCCCUCCCCCCCACCCCCACACGCACAAUUUUACUAGAAUUGACUGUGUAAUUGCUUCCAUGUUUUCUGUAAUAAAACCAUUUUUGAUUCUUUAA
This is a messenger RNA of Acipenser ruthenus (sterlet), 751 nucleotides long. RefSeq names its product type-4 ice-structuring protein LS-12-like. Gene Ontology annotation, molecular function: lipid binding. The coding region runs from base 171 to 566 and encodes 131 amino acids. The record is from RefSeq and is a predicted model, not a curated record. Gene Ontology annotation, biological process: lipid transport; lipoprotein metabolic process. Gene Ontology annotation, cellular component: extracellular region. NCBI's taxonomy places the organism in Eukaryota, Metazoa, Chordata, Actinopteri, Acipenseriformes, Acipenseridae. The transcript is spliced from 4 exons.